AUGGCGGCUCGGCCCGCCCUCUACUUUCCCUCUUUCUCCUCCUCUUCUCCUGCCCUGUUCCCACCCCCGUCCCGCCCUAUUCCCUCCCCGUUCCCGGCCGCCCGUCCCGGAAGCCCUCGCGCUGCGGCCAUGGCGCUGUGCGGGCGGGGCUGGGCGCGCUGUGCCCGCGGGCUGCGGCUCGGGGCCCUGCCGCGGCCCGGGCUCUGCGGGGCCCGCGGCGUGCGGGGCUCCAACCCCUUCACCCGGCAGCAGGAGGAGGAGUGGCGCCGCCGGAACCGCUCGGCCGUGGGCUACAUCGCGGCGGCGGCCGUGGGCAUGGUGGGGCUGUCGUACGCGGCCGUGCCGCUCUACCGCCUCUACUGCCAGGCCACGGGGCUCGGCGGGACGGCGGGCACGGGGCGCGGCGCGGAGCAGAUCGAGCGCAUGGAGCCCGUGCGGGACCGGCUCAUCAGGGUCACGUUCAACGCCGACACGCACGCCAGCAUCCAGUGGAACUUCAAACCGCAGCAGAGCGAGAUCUACGUGGUACCAGGAGAGACUGCACUGGCAUUUUAUAAAGCAAAAAAUCCUACUGACAAACCAAUAAUUGGAAUCUCCACCUACAACGUUGUCCCCUUUGAAGCAGGACAGUAUUUCAAUAAAAUACAAUGUUUUUGUUUUGAAGAACAGAGGCUAAAUCCUCAGGAGGAAGUGGACAUGCCUGUCUUUUUCUACAUUGACCCAGAGUUUGCAGAGGACCCUAAAAUGGCUAAAGUUGAUUUGAUCACUCUCUCUUACACCUUCUUUGAAGCAAAGGAAGGACAGAAGUUGCCACUUCCUGGGUAUCAGUAACAGGCCUUCUCUACAAAAUCUGACUUCUGCUACAUCUGAGUGCCAGUUUUGAUGUCAUUCUUCCUUGGAAGAAAAAACUGCAGGAGUACUGUGCAGUAUGAAAUUAUGUUAUUAAACCUCCAUGGGCACAUCCUGUUAUUAAAGUAUAUGUAUAUAUAUA
This is a messenger RNA of Passer domesticus (house sparrow), 991 nucleotides long. RefSeq names its product cytochrome c oxidase assembly protein COX11, mitochondrial. NCBI's taxonomy places the organism in Eukaryota, Metazoa, Chordata, Aves, Passeriformes, Passeridae. The record is from RefSeq and is a predicted model, not a curated record. Gene Ontology annotation, cellular component: mitochondrial inner membrane. Gene Ontology annotation, molecular function: copper ion binding.